ACCGCUCCCAGCGCCCGUACUGGUCCCAGUAACACCCCCCCACACCCCUUGCUGGUCCCACUCGCCCCCUCAACAGGUCUCAGCACCUCCGUGCUGCUUCCAGUACCGAGACUGGUCCCAGUAACUCCCUGUACUGGUCCCAGCGUCCAUACUGGUCCCAGUAGCCCCAUACUGGUCCCAGUGACCCCAUCGCGCUCCCAGCAUGCCGUACCGGUCCCGGCUCAGCACUGGUCCCAGUGCCCCCCCCCACUCUCCCAGUACACACCUAUUUACCAUCCCAGUGACCCCCAGUACCCUCCCAGUACCCUCCCAGUAGCCCCAGAAGCCCCCCAGCGCCCCCCAGUCCCCUCCCAGUCCUCUCCCAGUGCCCCCAGAAGCCACCCAAACCCCUCCCAGCCCCCUCCCAGUAGCCCCAGAAGCCCCCCCAACCCCUUACCAGUCCCCUCCCAGUAGCCCCCAGUCCAGGACUGGGGCUGGGGGGAUCAGCAGGCGAUGGGCCAGGGGCGGCUACUGGGGGGCUGUGCCUGGCUACUGGGGGGGCUGGCCCUGCUGCAGACCCUCUACCUGCGAGCCCUGCCCCCACCCCGCCCUCCCCUCCUGCCCCGCCGCCCCCCCCGCCCCCCCCCCCAUGACCCCCCCCCGGGGGGUGCUGGACACUUCGGGGACCUUCCGGGUUUAUCGUGACAUUUUGGGUCCCCCCCCUCUUUGGGACCCCCCCGAAUUAAUCCUGGCCACCCACGGCACCCCGGGACGGGUGGCGGGGACUUUAGGGGGGGCGGUGGGGGGGGCAAUUUGGGGGGGUCCCCUCUCGGUGGCCGUUUUUGGGGUCCCCAGGGAAGGGUUGGAAGAGCUGGUGGCAAUUUUGGGGGGGCCCUGCCGGGGGUUACGGCCCCGUCUGCGGCUCCACGUGGUGGUGGGGGCAGCUGCGCCCCCCCCCGCCGCCCCCCCUCCUUGUAUCCCCCAACUCCAGCCCCCCAACCCCGGGGAGAUGUCGGGGGGCCCUCCGGCGUCUGGCGACCACCGACCCCCCCAGUUACACUUUGGGGGUGCCGUACCCCGGGAAUCUCUUGCGGAAUGUGGCUUGGGAGGGGGCGGCUGGGAAAAAUGGCCCCCCCCCCCCCAAAAAAUGGGGGUCCUGGCCCCCCAAAAAUUGGGGGGCGGUUCGUGUUGCUGGUGGAUGCCGACGUGGUGCCCAGUCGGGGUCUGCGGGAGGGAUUCCUGAGGCUCCUGCGGGAGGGGGGGGCCGGAAGGGGUUUGGGGGACCCCCCAGCUGGGGGGGCCGCAAAAAUUUUGGGGGAGCCUCCAGGGCGGAGGGGCGAAGAACUUGGGGGGGACCCCAACAUCUUGGGGGCUCCAGGGGGUUUGGGGGACCCUAAAGCUUCGGGGGCUCCGGGGGUCUUGGGGACCCCCCCGCCAUGGAGGGCUCCUGAUGGUCCUGGUGGCCUCAGGGUCCCCCACACCCUGGCCCCCCGCCACGUCCCUGGUGUCCCCAGUGACCCCAGGGUGCUCAAUGCCCUGGAGGUCCCCCGCAGGGUGGGUGUCGCCGAUGUCCCAGGUGUCCCCAAUGUCCCCAGUGCCCUGGAGCUCCCCAAGGGCUUCCAUGACCCAAGUGUCCCCAAGGGCUUCCAUGACCCAGGUGUCCCCAAUGCCCUGGAAGACCCCAAUGCCCUGGAGGUCCCCAAGGGCUUCCAUGACCCAGGUGUCCCCAAUGCCCUGGAAGACCCCAAUGCCCUGGAGGUCCCCAAGGGCUUCCAUGACCCAGGUGUCCCCAAUGCCCUGGAAGACCCCAAUGCCCUGGAGGUCCCCAAGGGCUUCCAUGACCCAGGUGUCCUCAACACCUUGGAAUUCCCCAACACCUUGGAAGACCCCAACACCCUGGAGGACCCCAAAGACCCAGGUGCCACCACAGCGUCCUGGGACCAGGUGGUGUUCGUGCUGCCGGCCUUUGAGGUCCGCACUGGGACACGGGUGCCGGGGACGAAGGCAGAGCUUCUGCAGCUCUUGGGGACGGGGGACGCCCGGCCCUUCUAUGGGACACUGUGUCCCCGGUGCCAAGCACCCACGGACUACGGGCGCUGGUGGGCGCUGCCACUCGCCCCCCACCUGCGCGUGGCCUACGAGGUCCCAUGGCGGGACCCAUGGGAACCCUUCUAUGUGGGGCCGGCCCACAGCGUCCCACCCUUCGAUGAGCGCUUCCUCCAGUACGGCUUCAACCGCAUCAGCCAGGCCUGUGAGCUGCACGUGGCCGGCUUCCGCUUCGUGGUGCUGGACGGGGCCUUCGUGGUCCAUCGGGGCUUCAAGGAGGCCGGGGGCUUCCACGGAGGGCGCGAGGCCGAGCUGGGGCGCAACCGCCAGCUCUUCCGACGCUUCCGCGACGCCCUGCGCCAGCGCUACCCCCGCUCGCCCCGACGCUGCUGACACCCCCCUACCCCCCCCCGGGGACGCCGGCACGCCUGGGUCCCCCUUGGACGUCAGGGUCCCCUCUGCCAGGACACCUGGGUCCCCUACACCCGGACGUCUGGGACCCUUCUGGCACUGGACGUGGGUCUUCUCCACUUGGACACUGGAGUCCCCUCCACCGGGACACCUGGGUCCCCUUCGACGGGACACGUGGGUCCCCUCUGCCCUGGAUGCCCGGGUCCCUUCCGCAUGGGACACUCGGGUCCCCUCCACCCAGACGCCUGGGUCCCUCCGGACACUCGGGUCCCCUCCACCCAGACGCCUGGGUCCCUCCCCGGACACCCGGGUCCCCAGUAAAGAGUUUUUUCCACCCAAAUCGCUGCCACCCGCGGGCGCGGCGGAGGAGGGCGGGGGAGGGGGGGGCGGAGCUAAUGCAAAUCGAGGGGCGGGACAUGACCGUGAAGGGCUGCAAUGGCCGCGCAGGAGGCGGUGAUGGGGGCGUGGCUAUGCAAAUGGAGGGGGCGGUGUUUUGCGGUGGGAUGAAGGGGCGUGGCUUGUGUAAAUAAAAGG
Molecule: messenger RNA, 2970 nt
Organism: Chroicocephalus ridibundus (black-headed gull)
Lineage: Eukaryota; Metazoa; Chordata; Aves; Charadriiformes; Laridae
Gene: B4GAT1
Product: beta-1,4-glucuronyltransferase 1
Exons: 2
Coding region: 1075-2418 (447 amino acids)
Biological process (GO): protein O-linked glycosylation via mannose
Cellular component (GO): Golgi apparatus
Molecular function (GO): glucuronosyltransferase activity
Source: RefSeq, a predicted model, not a curated record